AAGUCGGGUCUGGAUUCAAACCUAGAAAUAGGAAAAGGGAAAUUCCUUCUUGAAGGGCAAGCAAAACCAGAACCAGAGAGAGCGAGAGAGAGAGAGAGAGAUCGGCGAAAUGGAUCCAAAACUCACCGAGGUGUCGCAGCUGUUCGAGCGCUUCAAAGCUGCUUUUUUACGAAAGGAUUUCGAUGCAUGUGUCAUGUUUCUCUCUCAGCUCAAGGUUAUGCUGACUGAAUUCAGAAGCCUUCCUCCAUUGUUUGAAGAAACACCAAAUGCAGUACACGAACUAACAUUAGCAAGGGACAUAUACGAGCAUGCUGUUGUUCUGAGUUUGAAGACUGAGGACCAAGAUGCUUUUGAGAGAGAUUUCUUUCAGUUGAAACCCUAUUACACAGAUGCCCGGAACCGACUUCCACCAUCUCCUCAAGAGCACCCAAUCUUAGGUCUCAACCUGUUGAGACUCCUUGUGCAGAACAGAAUUGCUGAGUUUCAUACUGAAUUGGAGUUGCUGUCAUCUUCAGCUUUGGAGAACCCAUGCAUUAAACAUGCUGUAGAGUUGGAGCAGUCCUUCAUGGAGGGGGCUUAUAAUCGCGUGUUGAGUGCUCGGCAGACAGUGCCCCAUGAAACUUAUGUCUAUUUCAUGGAUCUUCUGGCAAAGACAGUCAGAGAUGAAAUAGCUGGAUGCAGUGAGAAGGCAUAUGAUUAUCUUUCGAUCAAAGAUGCCUGUCAAAUGUUGUUGUACACUUCUGACCAAGAACUCCUAAAGUAUAUCGAUGAGGAGCACCCCGAGUGGGACGUCAAGGAUGGGUUGGUGAUUUUCCAGAAGGCAAAAGAAUCUGCACCCUGCAAGGAGAUACCUUCCCUGCAGCUCAUCAACCAAACUCUCAGUUAUGCAAGAGAGUUGGAGCGGAUUGUGUAAAAGCAAACCAUGCUGCACAUUUGAUGUCGUUUAGACCGAAUACUCUUCAUCUUUAAAUUGUUUCCUUGAUGCCCCACACAAGCUUAAAAGAUUUGUUAAACUGUCGUAAUUUCAAUUUGGCCGCCAUGGUGGGGCUUUUGGAUUCAUUAUUGUUAAGCGAUCCAUGCACUUUAAUUCCGUAAAAAUGGUUGCUGAGUUCUGAAAUGGCCUUUAAAGAACACUCUCAA
This is a messenger RNA of Humulus lupulus (European hop), 1140 nucleotides long. Its product is annotated as 26S proteasome non-ATPase regulatory subunit 8 homolog A. Gene Ontology annotation, cellular component: nucleus; cytosol; proteasome regulatory particle. Bases 110 to 913 code for a protein of 267 amino acids. The transcript has 6 exons. Gene Ontology annotation, biological process: proteasome-mediated ubiquitin-dependent protein catabolic process. NCBI's taxonomy places the organism in Eukaryota, Viridiplantae, Streptophyta, Magnoliopsida, Rosales, Cannabaceae. The record is from RefSeq and is a predicted model, not a curated record.